Filobasidium floriforme is the source of this 1228-nucleotide messenger RNA. RefSeq lists its product as uncharacterized. The coding region runs from base 153 to 896 and encodes 247 amino acids. The transcript has 3 exons. The record is from RefSeq and is a predicted model, not a curated record. Lineage: Eukaryota; Fungi; Basidiomycota; Tremellomycetes; Filobasidiales; Filobasidiaceae.
AAUAGCUUCAUUCAAUCAACCAUUUGCAUGUUCUAAAAUCUAUCUUUCAUCCAUCGCUAGCCUGGCAAUCUUUGAUCAAUACCAAUUUCAGCCUCUCGCCAAAUCGCACCUGAAGUUCCAUCGCUGAUUUGGCCGAUGCCGAAUCCUUCCCGAUGUCAAUGAACACACCGAAUCACACAGGUGGACUGAAUAGACCACUUGCUAAGAAUAUCGCUAGACAGUCAAGCACACCGGCUAGCGAACGACACAAUGGGCAGGGGAACAUUCCCUCAACUAGCCAGGAAGGAAGGUCCACAGACGGGAAUCGAGACAGCGACAGCAACCAGGCGAGAAUCAAUCACAAGGAAUCGCAACGCCGUUAUGCAUUCGCCCUGAAACAAUGCCGCCAGAUCGAAGAGGAUACCAAACACUGGCUUCCGGAACACAAGAGGUUCAUUCCUCGUCUCGCCGCUGACACCGCAUGGAAUCAAGACGCGAUGGGCCGGUACAGCUUUGACCUCGAGACUGUCCGGCUCGUCAUCGCUUUGGAAGAAUACAUGCCCACGAGCCUGGCCAUCAGGCGUGUCUUUGGUGAUGAAGCGGAAGACGUCGACGAUCCCCCUGAUCCUGAAAAGCUGCGCAACGUGCGGCUCAGACAGGCAGGCCUCUUCCUGGAGCUCCUCAGGGACGCAGAGGGAAAUGUCGACGGGACGCUUGCCGACGAUCGCAGGAUCCAAAGUUGUUUCUUCAAGGCGACCGAGUGUCCCCUCAACGCGUACGCGGACAACUUCGAGUUCGCCGUCUUCAUCUUUGAACAGGAGGUGGAGAGGUUCCAAAGGAGAUCCAGCGAGAAGGUUUUGUCCGAGGAGGUCAUCUUCGAAUACUUUGCGCCAUCGCCGACUGGGAAUGCCAACUAGACCGGAAUUUCUCGAUCCCGUCAAUCGGCAAAAGAUACUCUUACCACAUCUGUCACCGCGCGGUGACCAUGAUCGCGGUGACUUUGAAUAGAAUCCGACGACGUGGCGUGUAUACUUAUAUUACCGGCUGCGUUAUAAUAUCAUGUAGGGAUUCAGAGCCAUCACAAGGGAUAGAUUGUCUUCCAAUUCGCCAAUCUUUUCGGCUAUGAACUUCGGUGGUGUAUAACACGAUAUGCUUGAUCGCGUACAUUGCGCGCUGCGGCGGUGUGCAACCUGUUCGAGAGGCUUGACCUUGUCAGUUUAGUCGAUCGCUUGUACGAUGCAUUACUCCC